ACAGUAAGAAACCAAGAUGCUCCAUAGGGAAAGGAUCCCUGCCCAGGACAAAUGAUGGAGCACCACGGAUAAGGGUUCCCCGCUGAAGGGUGAGACAUGCGGUAGGAGCCAGCGCUUCCCACCAAAGAGCGAGACCCGGUCGUUGCCGCACAGCCCAGGGCGCCGCAGGAGGGGCAGGACAUGCACCGCAUUGGCUGCCUCCUCUCGGGACUCCUCUUCAUCCUCAGUGUGACUAGCACGGACAGCUUUGCCUGGGCAGGCCGCAGAGUCUGUGCCGCGGCGCCGCGGAACCGGGUGGCCACCUACUCCGAGUCCCACGUCCAGCCCGUCUACCAGCCCUACCUCACCACCUGCCAGGGCCACCGCCUCUGCAGCACCUACAGGACCAUCUACAGGGUUGCCUACCGGCAGGCGUACAGGCAGCUGCCCCAGCUCGCGGCCUCGUGCUGUCCCGGCUGGAGCAGAGCUAACAGCCACACGCUGAGCUGCAACAGAGCUCUCUGCUGGGUGCCAUGCCAGAACGGCGGGAGGUGCGCCUUCCCCGGCAGAUGCGCCUGCCUGCCCGGCUGGACGGGGCGAGCCUGCCAGACAGACGUGGACGAGUGUGCCGGCCAGAGCCACGGGUGCGGUCAGCUCUGCAUCAACACGGCCGGGAGCUACCGCUGCGCCUGCCGGGACGGCUUCAGCCUCGCUGCUGAUGACAAGGCGUGCCAGCCCCUGGUGCCAGCCCCCGAGCCAGAAACCUUCAGCCAAGCAGGUCCCCCCAGUGAAAUGAAGGAAGAGAUGAAAGACCUGAAGAGCAGAGUGGAAGCGCUGGAGCAGAAACUCCAGUUGGUGCUGGCCCCCUUCCACAACCUCAUGCCAUCUGCGCCGGAGGAUGUUGGCGCAGACCCCAUCAGCCGGCUGUCCCACUCCCUCCAGCAACUGGACAGAAUCGACUCCCUGAGCGAGCAGAUCUCCUUCCUCGAGGAGCGGCUAGAGACGUGUUCCUGCAAGAAUGAACUCUAGCCGGGCGCCCGAGGAAUUGGAGCAAGCUGAGUGCAUCCGCAGCUCUUAUCCCAUUCUCCAGCCCGAGGCUGGGGACAAAGCCACAUCAUCUAGAGGAAGGCACAGGGUAGCAGAAGGCGGCUGGUUUCCCAUCAGCAUCUCCAUCAUUUUCUCUUCCAACUCACCUUAUCAAAGGUCACGCAGUUACUUCCAAACUGGACUCCAAGCCCUCAGCAUCUCACCCCCUUCCUGCUGGAGCGGCAGAAAAUAAAUGCCUUGCCUCGUGCAGUUAGUGCCUGUCUGGCUGUGCCAGAGAGACUGGCUGGACGUGAAGCUGUGUGGUGUUUAGCUUUGCCUGGCUU
This is a messenger RNA of Aptenodytes forsteri (emperor penguin), 1349 nucleotides long. RefSeq names its product EGF like domain multiple 7 (gene EGFL7). Gene Ontology annotation, biological process: anatomical structure development. Gene Ontology annotation, molecular function: calcium ion binding; signaling receptor binding. The transcript is spliced from 9 exons. Lineage: Eukaryota; Metazoa; Chordata; Aves; Sphenisciformes; Spheniscidae. Gene Ontology annotation, cellular component: extracellular region; cell surface. Bases 181 to 1008 code for a protein of 275 amino acids. The record is from RefSeq and is a predicted model, not a curated record.